Messenger RNA from Xiphophorus hellerii (green swordtail), 689 nucleotides. RefSeq names its product interleukin-20 receptor subunit beta-like. Gene Ontology annotation, biological process: cytokine-mediated signaling pathway. Bases 243 to 545 code for a protein of 100 amino acids. Gene Ontology annotation, cellular component: plasma membrane. The transcript has 2 exons. Lineage: Eukaryota; Metazoa; Chordata; Actinopteri; Cyprinodontiformes; Poeciliidae. Gene Ontology annotation, molecular function: interleukin-20 binding; cytokine receptor activity. The record is from RefSeq and is a predicted model, not a curated record.
GUCCUGCAGACAUUUCAUCCAUCGGCUGCUUGGUUCAUUUUACUGACAAACAUUUGACAGUUUUUCAUUCAACUUAUUGUUCAGCAGAAUUAAAUGUUUUAUUAUAUGUUUGUAAGGAAACCAAAUGUAUAAGGAUUUAUACUUUUAAAAGAAAAGAGCAACAAGAUCUCCGUCCACUCAGACAAUCUGAUGGAAACUCUCCUGCAGGCGUCGGGACGCCGCCGGCUCCUGGGUCCGUCUGCAUGGACUCGGUCAACAUGAGACACGUCCUGCGCUGGACGCAGCCCACAGCAUCAUGCAACUCCACCGUGCUUUACUCCGUUCAGUACCAGGGGGAGUUUGAGCUCCUGAUCAAGAACGGCAGCUGGAUAAACGCUCCUGAGUGCCAGAGGAUCCCCCUCACCAGCUGCGACCUGACCUCUGACCUGGGAUCUGACUCCGACUACAGCCUGCGGGUCAGGGCGCAGUGUGGCUCCAAGAUGUCCGCCUGGACCAGAUUUCUGUUCAACAGGAACAACAGUAAGAGUUCUCAACCGAUUCAUUAAACCCAAACGAACGAGUCCAGACUCUACAUGAGGCUGAAGCUCCUCUGGUCCGUUGAUCUCAGAGAAACUAAAGUUCACACAGGCAUGUUCAUCACCUUGGGGUCAUAAAGCUGCCGUUCCCACUAAAACCAGGAAGAUAGAGAA